UGGUUCUGGCAAAGAACCAGACAUGGUUCUAGAUUGAUGAAUGAAAAAGGAACCUGGAACCAACCUGCAGAGGCUCAGAGACGCUGCUUCACUUUGGUUUGGCUCCAACUGCAGCAUCAGCGACGUUUUGGCUGAAUGUGAGCAGACAUUUACUGAAGUUUAUCUGUCUAAACCGUAACCAUGCACGUCUGAUAAAGUGCCACAUGUCGUGACUGAUGAAGCGAUGUGUGAGGAGGCCAGAGUCUUGCACAAACAUCAUUUUUUUAAAAAGAUCUUUAAUGCCACUUGACACGUUAUCUUUGUUUGCAGUGGUUAAAUUGUGAGAUACUCACACAUGAAGAACAUUCAAAUCGUGACUCUGGUGUCACACAGACAUCAUAAAGCAGCAGCCUGACACUUCAUCACUGCUCGUCCUGCGUCGUUCCAAGUGUCUCUGUGAAGAAUGAAUCUGAGCAACGUUAACGACACAUGGUGGACAUUGAUGGACACUGACAACAAAAGCAUCCAUGAGGUUGAUAGUGAAACAGAAUUUGAGCCUUAUUAUUAUUAUGGAAUACUAGAAGUUUCAACAUGGUCGAUCGCCAUCGUCGGCCUCGUCCUGACGCCCGUCGCCAUCUAUGCUGUUUCCUCUCUGGUGAAGAAAGGCAACGUUGCUCCGAUCUUCGUCGUCAACCUCCUGGUGUCUGACAUCAUUCAGCUCUGUGCCAUGAUGCUUUGGCUGACAGGAGAUGCAAAUGCCUAUUUUACUGGUGAAAUCACGUACGUUAUCGGUCUAGUGGCCAGUGUGGGCUUCAUGCUGUGCAUCGCUCUGGAAAGGUAUUUGCUCAUCGUCUGGCCGCUGUGGUACCGAACCAGACGAACAGUCAAGAUGUCCCUGUUGCUCUGUGCUGUGGUCUGGACUCUUCCUCUGUUUUACUUCCUCUUUUUUAUAUUAAUGGACUCAGAUCAGCAUUUUAAAUUGUCUCGUAAUAUUACUGGAGUCCUCUUUCUCCUCCCGCUUCCUCUGCUCGUGUUCUUCCUGGUUGGGACCCUUAGAGCUUUGUCUGCCUCCAUCAGUGUUCGUGCUGAGGAAAAGCGGAGAAUAGUUGGACUUCUGGUUCUGGUGCUGCUGAUUUACACACUGCUGUUCCUGCCUCGCAUCAUUUCUUACUUGGUACAAUAUAGUGGUUAUGAGUUGCCUUUAGCUGGUAAGAUUUUAAUUGAACUCAAUCCUGUUGCUGACUUGUUCCUGUACAUCUUCCUCAGAAAAGGGGCUGUAAACCAGGUUUGGUUCUGUCUGUGUUGUUGCAGAAAGAACAGAACUAAUCGUCAGUCAUCCAGUGGUUUGAAUGAUGGUGACGCAGUCACAAGUUUGUAGUCAGACAAUGAAACAUUCUCAUGCUGUAGUUUUCAUGUUUUGUCAGUUGUGUAGAUUUUGUAAACAAACAACAAACAUCCACAUAAAAAUAAAAGUUGUGUUUGUGUGAAGGACUUUGAGUGUUUUAAUGUGACGUGAGAAUUGCUGUUUUCUGUACUUGGAAAAAUA
This is a messenger RNA of Betta splendens (Siamese fighting fish), 1525 nucleotides long. Its product is annotated as ovarian cancer G-protein coupled receptor 1-like. Bases 443 to 1357 code for a protein of 304 amino acids. Gene Ontology annotation, biological process: positive regulation of Rho protein signal transduction; phospholipase C-activating G protein-coupled receptor signaling pathway. NCBI's taxonomy places the organism in Eukaryota, Metazoa, Chordata, Actinopteri, Anabantiformes, Osphronemidae. The transcript is spliced from 4 exons. The record is from RefSeq and is a predicted model, not a curated record. Gene Ontology annotation, cellular component: membrane. Gene Ontology annotation, molecular function: G protein-coupled receptor activity.